GUUGAAUAUGGGAGGAAGAGAAGAAGAAGAAGAAGAGAGAGAGAUGGAAGGAGAAGAAGAAAAAGAAGAAGAAGAAGAGAAUGAGAACAGUAAGAAAGAGAAGAGAAGGGAGAGAUCGAUAAAACACUACAGCAGUACACAAAGGAUAUUGUUGGUUGGAGAAGGAGAUUUCUCUUUCUCUCUCUCCUUAGCUCAUGCUUUUCGCUCUGCUACUAACAUGGUUGCUACUUCUCUUGAUUCCCAAGAAUCUCUAGCGGAUAAAUAUAAUUAUGGAAUCGGAAAUGUGAGGGAACUGGAAGAAUUGGGAUGCCUGGUGUUGCAUGGAAUUGAUGCUACAAAGAUGAGUGAGCACUUCUUCUUGAGGACUCAAAGGUUCGAUAGGAUCGUCUACAACUUCCCUCACGUCGGCUUUCAGUAUCGUGAAGGCAGUAACUAUCAAAUCGAGUUGAACAAGCAGUUGGUGAAGGGCUUUCUCAAGAAUGCCAAGAUCCUCUUGCGAAAGAAUGGAGAGAUUCACAUCAGCCACAAGACUGGCGACCCUUACGACCAGUGGAAUUUGGUAAAGAAAGCUGAGAAAAAUGGCCUCAUCCUCAAGGAAAUAGCUGCGUUUUACAAGGGUGACUAUCCAGGUUAUCGCAACAAGAGAGCACAUGGUAACCUUCCCGAUGACCCCUUCAAUUUAGGUGAGUGCGUUACUUAUAAAUUUGGGUUCAAGACAUAACUAGCAGUGUUUUCCGUGGUUUGAUGUAAAUGCAACUCCCCUUUCCAACUUCAAGCUUAAGAUAAUGUGUGUUGGGUCUUUGAUACAUGAAAUGAGGAAUUAAAUGAUAGCCCCAGGUCUUGAGCCUGGUUCAGUUGGGUC
This is a messenger RNA of Magnolia sinica, 862 nucleotides long. RefSeq lists its product as uncharacterized. NCBI's taxonomy places the organism in Eukaryota, Viridiplantae, Streptophyta, Magnoliopsida, Magnoliales, Magnoliaceae. The transcript has 4 exons. Gene Ontology annotation, molecular function: rRNA (uridine-N3-)-methyltransferase activity. Bases 8 to 721 code for a protein of 237 amino acids. Gene Ontology annotation, cellular component: cytoplasm. The record is from RefSeq and is a predicted model, not a curated record. Gene Ontology annotation, biological process: rRNA base methylation.